This is a messenger RNA of Hydra vulgaris (swiftwater hydra), 840 nucleotides long. NCBI's taxonomy places the organism in Eukaryota, Metazoa, Cnidaria, Hydrozoa, Anthoathecata, Hydridae. The record is from RefSeq and is a predicted model, not a curated record.
UGCUUCUAAUUCCCUGUCACUAAUAAAGCAUCAGAAAGCGACUUUGUCAUUUUGGAUUUAAUGGUUCGCACAAAACCCAAUGCAAAUGUUCAAACUAUCCAGGCUUUGACAAUGUGGUCUCAGAACCAAACAUUAGAAUGGCUUAAUGGUAAAUCAGAUGAAGAAAGAAAACAAUUGCUUGAAUAUUCAAGAACUAAAGUAACAUUAAUGAAAAGCAAAUAUGAUGAAAGAAAAGUAGCUCUUAAAAAAGAUAAAGCUAUGCACCUUCUAGCAAAGCAAGAAGAAAAAAAUCGAGAAGAAAUUAAACUACAACAUAAAAAGGUUGCAGCUUGUAAUGAUUUGAUAAAUUUAAAUGUAAGGGCUUGGAUAUCAUUAGAGGAAGCAGAGAAAACAGUUUUUAAUAUAGAAGUUUUUUGUAAAACAAAGGUAGAAGGAAGCAAAAGAAUAAACUUGUCUUCAGAGGAAUUAUAUCAAAAUCUUCUUAUUGUUAUUCAAGCAAAUUUAACACCAAACAAACAAUCUUUAAGUAAUAAUAUAAGUAAUAAUUUAAAGCCUCGUACAAUGCGUGAUGCAGCUGUUGAAAACAAAAAAAAAGAAUUAAUGGAAAAAAUUCAGGAUGCAAGACUAAACAAAUUAAUAGAGCAACAAAAAAAGCACUCUUUAUCAAAAUUUAUUAACAAUCCAUCUGAUUUUGUAGAUUUUUCUAUACAACAUCGUGUUAGAGAAGAAGAUGCUCAUGAAGUAUCUUGGGAACGUGCGCAAGUGGUUCAAAUUGAUCAAUUAAACGAUAGAAGAACUACAUACCUUGUUAAGUAUGAUAAUGAACCUGAUGAAGUAUGA